AUGGGUAUAGGGGUUUUCCCAAGGAGCGCUGUGAUAAUUUCCGGUAUCAUGUUUAGGGGAUCAGUCUCUGCGGCAGAAUUUGGGGUAGUCCUCAAUUACAUCAUGCUUACAGUAUCCAUAGAAAGAGUACAGUAUUACACUGAGUUACCCCCCGAGGCAUCUCCUACGACACCUUCCGAUCCUGGACCUCUCCAAAUCUGGCCAGACAAAGGUGCAAUUUCAUUCAGUCAAGUCAAGUUACGCUAUCGACCGGAACUUCCGUUGGUGUUGAACGACAUCACAUUUUCUGUUCAGCCUGGUGAGAAGGUCGGAGUGAUUGGCAGGACAGGUGCAGGGAAAAGUAGUAUUGCCCAAGCGCUAUUCAGGACGGUUGAGAUCUGCGGUGGGACGAUACAUAUCGAUGGUGUCGAUCUGAAGACUUUGGGUUUAGACACCUUGAGACAAAGAUUGUCCAUAAUUCCACAAGAUGCUUUCCUCUUUGGGGGUACCGUCAGGGAUAAUAUAGAUCCCACUAGCUCGUUCCCCGAUGAUCGACUGAAUGAUGCGCUCAAUCUCAUUCAUCGGGACUGUCAUUGUUCACCGACACUACGAGAUAAGUUGAGGUUGGACACGAUCGUCGCGAAUGAGGGGUCCAAUUUCAGUGCGGGUGAAAAACAACUACUGGCACUUCUUCGAGCUCUAGUGAAGGGAUCCAAGGUUCUAUUGCUGGAUGAGGCUACUUCCUCGGUGGAUCCGGAGACAGAUGCGUUGAUACAACGAAUCAUCCAAACUGAAUUCAUGGAUGUGACUUUGAUCUCGAUCGCACAUCGGCUGCAGACUGUGGCAUACUAUGACAGGAUUCUGGUCAUGGAGGAAGGGCGAGUUGCAGAAUACGAUGAACCUCUCAUAUUAUUCGAUAAUCCGAAUUCCGUUUUCAGAAGCUUGUGCGACAAGAAGAAUGUAACGAGAGAGGAACUAUUGAGAAUCCGAGCCAACGCAGCCAAAUGA
Kwoniella mangroviensis CBS 8507 is the source of this 987-nucleotide messenger RNA. RefSeq lists its product as uncharacterized. NCBI's taxonomy places the organism in Eukaryota, Fungi, Basidiomycota, Tremellomycetes, Tremellales, Cryptococcaceae. Gene Ontology annotation, molecular function: ATPase-coupled transmembrane transporter activity; ATP binding; ATP hydrolysis activity. The transcript is spliced from 9 exons. The record is from RefSeq and is a predicted model, not a curated record. Bases 1 to 987 code for a protein of 328 amino acids. Gene Ontology annotation, cellular component: membrane. Gene Ontology annotation, biological process: transmembrane transport.